AUGCGCAAGCAACUCGAGAGCAAUUUUAACGGCAUGUUCAAAGUGUUUUUCAAAUCAACCCCAGAACAACGCGAUCUGCGUAACCGGUUCGAAGCAAGGAUGAAACAGCUAAUUAAAGAUGAGCAACUACAACAGAAAUUGAUACCGCCCUUUGAAGCAGGUUGUCGUCGUAUAAACCCUGAUGAGGGAUAUCUGAUAACCUUACAGAAGUCAAAUAUGCAACCGAUCUUUGAGUCAAUCAAAAACAUCUGUGCCCAUUGGGUGAUUACUUCUGACGGGCAGGAGCAUCCUGCAGACAUUCUCAUUGCGGUGACGGGACGAGCAGGUUCUCUGGAAGCAACGAGUGACUACUUCAUCCGUCUCUUACGCAAGUUUCUUAGGGAACAAGUCAAGAAGUUCGACGUUCGACUAGAUGCUCAGACUGACUUUGAUAAGCACACGCAAGCCUAUAUGCAGAAUAUGGUCUGGACAGGAACAUACCGGAGAAGCACACUACACUACAUCCAGACUCUCGCAGAGAACAGAUGGGAGGAUUAUGCAUGGGAGUACCAUGGGAACCGUUAUGAUUAUUGGGAACAAGGUCUUUCUUGGAUUGAAGAACCUCUAGCCGAUUCACUGGGCCGUGAUGAAGCUGAGGCUCUACAUUCUUCAACUAUACCAACGAAAGACUCCGAUAUUAGCUUCUAUCUCCGGGAAAGUAGCCCAUUGCCGUCGUCGCUUGGAGUCAAAGACGAGUGCCUACUUGAAGAGUUGGCGAUUGAACAGGUCGUGGAGACAAAACUCUCGGAAAUUAUUCAGCCAAGUGUUCCUACUUCUAUUCCAGUAUAG
Talaromyces stipitatus ATCC 10500 is the source of this 828-nucleotide messenger RNA. RefSeq lists its product as uncharacterized. The transcript is spliced from 3 exons. The record is from RefSeq and is a predicted model, not a curated record. Bases 1 to 828 code for a protein of 275 amino acids. NCBI's taxonomy places the organism in Eukaryota, Fungi, Ascomycota, Eurotiomycetes, Eurotiales, Trichocomaceae.